This is a messenger RNA of Trematomus bernacchii (emerald rockcod), 665 nucleotides long. It is a transcript of the gene mrpl14, whose product is annotated as mitochondrial ribosomal protein L14. Lineage: Eukaryota; Metazoa; Chordata; Actinopteri; Perciformes; Nototheniidae. Gene Ontology annotation, molecular function: structural constituent of ribosome. Gene Ontology annotation, biological process: translation. The record is from RefSeq and is a predicted model, not a curated record. The transcript has 3 exons. Gene Ontology annotation, cellular component: mitochondrion; ribosome. Bases 123 to 569 code for a protein of 148 amino acids.
UUUUUGCAUGAUGCGUUUAUCACCUUGCGUGGCUAAAUGCGGUUGGUCGCGUUUUACUGACGCUCGGGUUUUGACAUUGGCAUGAAGCGUGAUAGAAGGCUGCCACAGAAUUCGCUCCAAGUAUGGCUCUCUCCCUGCUUUCAAGAUCCCUUGCUGGGCUCCUUGUAGAGUCAUCGUCAAUAACUCAUCAGAGGACUUUUAGUGUAUCUGCUGUUGCAGCAGCCAUUCAAAAGAUGACUAGAGUGCGUGUUGUGGACAACAGCUCCCUUGGAAAUACACCAUAUCACCGUGCCCCAAGAGUGAUCCAUGUCUACACCCAGAAUGGUAUAGGAAAAGUCGGUGACAAAGUGUUGCUUGCCAUCAAAGGACAGAAGAAGAAAGCGCUCAUCGUUGGACACAAAAUGCCAGGAGAUCGCAUGACUCCACGCUUUGAUUCAAACAAUGUUGUUCUUAUUGAGGACAAUGGGAACCCCACAGGAACAAGGAUUAAGGUCCCUAUACCCACACAUCUACGUAAACAUGAGGGAGAAUACUCCAAGGUCCUGGCAAUUGCUAGUGCAUUUGUUUAGUAACAGCUUUAAUCAGGUGUUAUUUGUCUUCAGUAAACUAUAUUAAAAAAAAGCAUACUCUCCUCAAAAUGAUUUAGAUUAUGUUAAUUAACGUGA